UCAAACAUUUGCCCAACUUGUCCACCUCUUCACUGCACAUUCUCCAACCCUGGAAUGUUUUCAUGUUUGUCCUUCUUUGGAGAAGCGUCGAGGCGAGGGAUAUCUGUUUUGCAUUUCAUUCGUGCUGCUUUUCGGGGCUAAUUACACACUUUCACACACGCACGCACACACGUUGCGUGUAGGAGUGGAAGCGCUCUUGGGAAAGUAGCAGAUUCUCUCCUGCUUUCUUCUUUCCUCGACAUUGGAUUUCUAUGAUGCCGUGGACCUUUGAAAGAAGAGCGACAUGUGUAUGUUUAGUUAGAAAGUCCUUAAAAAGUUGAUUUUUUAAAAAUUGCAAAGCAGUUGAGCGACUGGCGACAGGAUUUUAUAAUCAAUGUGGAGUCAGCUGGAAGGACGCGGGGUCCGGAUCUCACCUCAACGCUGAUACGUCUUGGGAGUGAUGCACUGGCUUCCCCUGGUUGCCAUGGUGAUUGCCUCGGCUCUGCCCUUCCCUCACAAGCUCGUGUCCAGGAGCGCCGCCGCUGCCGCCAGUGUGGAGCCCGGCUUCAGAGACCGCCGCGAGCGGCGUCGCCAAGCGGACGACAACUUCCAAGGAAAUGCCUCGCUAAAGGACUACGACGACAACGACAUGGCCGCCACCCUCGGCCAGGAACACCUCAACAACCUCACAACUUUGGUCCGGACCUUCUCGCCUGACAGCAGCGUCAGUUUGGACGUUCCUGAGAGGAGAUCUCUCCCAAAGAACUUCACAGCUGAGCGCAGCAGCCGAGAAGACCGCCUCAGUCUGGGGGACGGUUUUCGGGACUCGAGACCCACACCAGCUUCUGUGCUAGAAACCCAAAUAGGCGAGAGUCCUGCUGCUGGUCUGAGGAGUUCCAGACAAGCAGAGCCAACUGUUCCGUCAACGAAGGGCGCCACAUCGAUGCCCCCGGUUGAGGGCACCCUGGAGGCGGGACCGGGAACUGCACUGGACACCAUCCUGGAAGGCGACGACAUGUUUUUGGACGCACACCCACGAGUCCUGUUCUCAGCCUCUGCGUCGCCGCCGGCGCACCCCCCUCUGCUCCUCAUGCUGGAGACCGGCCUGCUGGAGGAGGACACGGACGAACCGGAGGACCUGGACCGACACAUCGAGGGUCACGGGGAUCGAGCGAUCGACAGGAGCCCGGGUUGGGCCAAUGCGUCGGCAUUGCCGGCCGAUGCGGCCCGCCCUGUCAGGAGGGACAAGCGCUCGCAUUUGACUGACAGGCGGCGUGGCGAGAAGUCCGUGUGUGAGUCAGAAAGCGUGUGGGUCACCGACAAGAAGACCGCCAUCGACUCGCACGGCCAGACGGUCACCAUCUUGCAGGAGAUCCAGACCCAGACGGGACCGAUCAAACAGUACUUCUAUGAGACGCGGUGCCGCCAGGCCGAGCAGCAGAGCCCUGCCGGGCGCCCGCCGGGUUCCAGGGGGCCGCCCUCCAAGCCCACGGGCGUGGCCGGCGCCGGCUGCUUGGGCGUGGACAAGAAGCAGUGGGUGAGCGAGUGCAAGGCCAAGCAGUCGUUUGUGCGUGCGCUCACUAAGGACGCCAACAACAGGACGGGAUGGAGGUGGAUCCGCAUCAACUCGUCUUGCGUGUGCGUGCUGCUGUCCAGAGCCAAUCAGAUACUGGGGAGGGAGGUCUUGGCAAGGAGGGGGCGGGGCUAAAGAAACAAAAACCUCAAAGACCUCAGACUUUUUUUUUUUUAAAAUACGAUUUAUCUUUCACCAUCUAAGUUAUUAGUAUGUAAGCAUGAUAUUAAUAUAUUCCUACAUGUACGACAUGACCCCAGUACACGUGUAUGUAUGCUUGUAUAUUUAUAGAGGAGUGACGCCUCCUACUGAGGCUCCACGGUAGUGCUCCAUGAAUGUUGUAGAAGGGAGCAUGUUUUUAGAUUCCAGCUGAUAAAGUGUGGGCUCAAAGUGGCUGAGGAUGCAAUGAAUGUUGACAUCAGCAAGUUUGAGCAUCCCACCAAGCGUGCAAAUAAAGGAUCUUUGUACGUAGUAGACAGUGCUUGAUAGCUCCAUCAGUGUGUGUUGGUGUCUGUUAGCGAUCCAAUUUAGGAAUGCAUGUGGAUUAACACACAG
Messenger RNA from Dunckerocampus dactyliophorus (ringed pipefish), 2107 nucleotides. Its product is annotated as venom nerve growth factor. Gene Ontology annotation, biological process: regulation of neuron differentiation; positive regulation of peptidyl-serine phosphorylation; nerve growth factor signaling pathway. The transcript has 2 exons. NCBI's taxonomy places the organism in Eukaryota, Metazoa, Chordata, Actinopteri, Syngnathiformes, Syngnathidae. Gene Ontology annotation, molecular function: nerve growth factor receptor binding; growth factor activity. Bases 440 to 1687 code for a protein of 415 amino acids. The record is from RefSeq and is a predicted model, not a curated record.